This is a messenger RNA of Tuber melanosporum (Perigord truffle), 1159 nucleotides long. RefSeq lists its product as uncharacterized. Gene Ontology annotation, molecular function: protein binding. The transcript is spliced from 3 exons. The coding region runs from base 136 to 870 and encodes 244 amino acids. Lineage: Eukaryota; Fungi; Ascomycota; Pezizomycetes; Pezizales; Tuberaceae. The record is from RefSeq and is a predicted model, not a curated record.
GAGAUUCAAAGCACCAUCGUAUACGCUAUAAUUGCCCAUUGCUAUCAUACCAAUCCAGAUUCAGAUUCAAUCAUGAGCGAAUUCGCACAAACACCAAAACCAACUACUACACCUCCGCCACCACCGCCUCCAAACAUGACUUCUUCUCAUGAUACACCAAGCAAUAUCUUCUUCCCCCCCUACCUCCUCCAAGACGUCUUUGAGCAUCUGGACCCUCUGGACCUGGUCACUUGUAAGCGUGUUUGCACACUCUGGUACUCCAUAAUCUGGGGCCGCCGCCGGCUGCGACAAAAGCUGUUCCUGCCCCAAGUCACCGCAGAGGAAGCCCCAACAAGCCACCUCGUCAAUUCCCCGGAUGAAGUCUACGACCUCCACCCCAUUUUCAAUCAAAUCCAUUUCGACGCAUCGCUGGACCCCGCAUCAGCCACCUUUGGCCGACAAAAAUGCGCACUCUUGAAGGAAUCCAAGGUGAAGGACCAUUACGCUACCUACCCGGCGACUACAAGGGUUGAGUUGGACGUUAUACACUUUCACCCACACCUGGUGGUGGAGAAUGAGACGGGGGUGACGGUUUGGGACGUUAUGGAGGCGUUGGCGAAAUACAAAGCCGAGCCCACACACUUCACUUUCCAAUCGUUCUUCCAAUCAGACAUUUGCAGGAAGCGUGGGUACGACCAGCACCGGCGCAUGCAUCGCAGGGAUUUAUUGGGAAUAGAUAGCGUGUUCAUCACCUUCAACGAUAGAGACCCCAAAGACGGACGGGUAUUCGUUAGCGAUUCGUUCGAGUCGCGGGAGGGUGUCGCCGUGGGCAAGAAGUAUAGGUUUUGGAGCGCUUUUGCUUUUUGCGAAUUUCCGCCGAGGACCGAGUGAAGGUGGGUGGGUGGUGAUGUGAGUUUGGAGUGGGGGGGGGAGCGAUUGCGACCGUGAUGGUGAGGUGAUGAUGAUGACUGUGGCGCUUUCUCCUCUUUUCUUUUCUCUUCUUUGGGUGGCUUGUGAUGUUUUCUCUCCCGUCGUUUCGAAUUCUUUUCUUCUUUUCUUUUUCGAGUUUGGUGUGGGUAUUUGUCGAUUUGUGACUUGCGUUCGCUUAUCGAGGAGUUCUUUGGGAUUUUUGAUUCGAUAUGCUCUUGUAAUCUACCAAUAUUGGACUCUUUAGUACUUU